Yarrowia lipolytica CLIB122 is the source of this 2400-nucleotide messenger RNA. RefSeq lists its product as uncharacterized. The record is from RefSeq and is a predicted model, not a curated record. Gene Ontology annotation, biological process: ribosome biogenesis. NCBI's taxonomy places the organism in Eukaryota, Fungi, Ascomycota, Dipodascomycetes, Dipodascales. Gene Ontology annotation, molecular function: ATP binding; nucleic acid binding. Gene Ontology annotation, cellular component: nucleus.
AUGAUGCUGAAUCUGGUGGUGGCGGACGGCCCUCGACAGCUGUCUGCGCGCGAGAAGGCCGCCAAGCUGAAGAAGUCUGGCCUCUCGUUUGCCCAGCGAAAGGCUCUGCGAGAAGAGGAGAAAAAAAACGCCUGGAAGAAGGAACAAGGAGGAAUUACGACGACAAUCGAGGAUCGAAUGAAGCGACGGGAGCAGGAUAACCCUCCAGUGAGACCGAAACCCUACGAUAAGCCUUAUGAGAAGAAGCCUUAUGAGAAGAAACCCUUUGAGAAGAAGCCUUAUGAAAAGAAGUCCUACGACAAACCUGUUGCGUCUAAACCUGUUGAGGAGACCGACGAAGAGAAAUACCAGCGACUCAUGGAGGGAGGUAAGCGGCCCGAGAAGGAAAGAUGGGUGCCUCAGCGAAACUUCCGGAACAGAAGAGAUAUGGAGAAGGCUGGAAAGGACCAGUCGCAAGAUGCGACUCCUAAACACCAUGAUCGAGACGUGAUCGGUACCCGUGAAGACGGCUCGCUGAUUAGACGAAUUCGAGAAAAGACUGGAGCCAAGGGAGGUAUCAAGGGCACUUAUGUGUCUUCUAUUUUCUCUGAGAAGAAGGAAGAUCGAAUUGCCGGAGAAGAUGUUCAGAUGGAGGAUGAGGAGGAAGAAGAAGCAGAGAACAACGCAGAGUCGUCAAACGCCGCUUUAAAGGAUUCCACUACUUUCUCUGGUCUUGGAUGCAGCCAGCGACUCGUGGAUGCCUUAGUCGGCAUGCAACUGGCUAAGCCUACCAAGAUCCAGCGUGCAACAAUCCCCCGGCUUAUUCAACGAGAGCGAGAUUUGUUUGUCCAGGCGCAGACCGGUUCCGGAAAGACGCUCGCUUUUGUUCUGCCUGUUUUGGAGCGAAUCAUGUCAUGUGAUGAUGUGUCACGUGAGACUGGCUUGUUUGCCGUGAUUCUGACUCCUACACGUGAGCUGACUACGCAGAUCUACUCUGUUUUGGAGACUCUAUGUCGAAAGGCUUGCCCCUGGAUUGUUCCUGGUAUUGUGAUUGGAGGAGAGAAGAAGAAGAGCGAAAAGGCCCGAAUUCGAAAGGGUGUCAACAUCCUGGUAGCCACUCCUGGACGACUGGCUGAUCAUUUUGACAACACAGAAGCUCUGGAUCUGAGUCAGGUGCGAUGGGUGGUUCUGGACGAAGGCGAUCGACUUAUGGAGCUUGGUUUCGAGGAGACUAUCACCAAAAUUCUGCGAACCAUCGAGUGGAAGUCUGUUCUACGGGGCGAAAACUAUCUCAAGGAUAUCCCCAAGAACCUCAAACCCUUGCCUUCCAGAAGAGUCACUGUUCUCUGUUCCGCUACGAUGAAGGGAGGAGUCACUGAGCUUGGAAAGAGCACUUUGAAGGACGCCGAUUGGGUGUCUAACGAUUCUGUUGAGGAUGCUCUUGCUGAGACUUCUGUGGAAACGUUCUCUGCUCCUUCUCAGCUUGUUCAGGAAUGGGUUGUCGUUCCUGCUAAGCUCAGGCUAGUGACUCUUCUUGGAGCCCUCCGAGGAGAUAUUCUGCAGAGCUCCGAAAAGACUAACACCAAGGUGAUUGUCUUCUUGUCUUGUUCGGACUCUGUGGACUUCCAUUUCGAUGUUCUUUCACGUGACGGCUCUCAGAUUAACAAGAUGGAUACUGCCAAGACUGCCCCUCUCUUGUUGGACGAUGUUUCCACUUCUGUUUACAAACUGCACGGUUCUCUGUCUCAGCAGGCCCGAACAGCGACUCUGGCGUCAUUCGCCAAGAACUCCACUCCCUCUAUUCUUCUUUGUACUGAUGUUGCUUCUCGAGGUCUGGAUCUGCCCAAGAUCACUCAUGUUAUCGAGUACGAUCCUCCAUUCUCCAUCGAGGACCAUUUGCAUCGAGUUGGUCGAACUGCGCGAGCAGGUCAGGACGGUCGAGCUCUGCUUUUCUUACUGCCCGGUGCCGAGGAGGGAUACGUUGAGAAGCUCAAGCAGAGUCAGCAGAUGAAGAAAACCACGUACGAGAACAUUCUGGCUGCCGGAUUUGGAGGAAAGGGAUGGGACUUUGCUGCUACCAACUACCAUCUGGAUGUUGAGAGAUGGGUGCUGGGAGAUGAAACUGCUCUGGACAGAGCUCGACGGGGAUUCACAUCGCAUAUUCGAGCCUACGCGACUCAUAUUGCAGCUGAAAAGGACAUGUUUAACGUCAGAAUGCUGCAUCUGGGACACUUGGCCAAGUCUUUCGCACUGCGAGAAGCUCCAGGAAAGUUGGGCAAGAAGAAGGACCCUGAAAAGAUCAAGGUCAAUAAGGAUGGAAGUCUGGACGAGACCCAGGCCAGAAAGAAGAUGCUGGACCGGUCCAGAAAGCAUGUUUACAACUCCGGAGAGAGUGCCAUGGGUGGCUAUGUGCUUGAAUAA